Molecule: messenger RNA, 2084 nt
Organism: Ictidomys tridecemlineatus (thirteen-lined ground squirrel)
Lineage: Eukaryota; Metazoa; Chordata; Mammalia; Rodentia; Sciuridae
Source: RefSeq, a predicted model, not a curated record
GUUCCUCCCUUUCCACAGGUCGGAGCUGAUGGGUGUUGUCCUAAAACAGUUCAGACAUUCCCUGUUCCCAUCGGAGAGGACCUUCCAUCUCGUUUCGUUCCAUGUGUCGGUCACACAGCUUCAGGAAAAGCCUGAACAAACAGAUCCUGAUGGCAAGCUCCAUGUCUGUCCUGUCCUCUACUGUCUUCUCAGUUGAGAACAAUUCUGACUUUGGAUUAGACAGUCUAUGAGCAUCACUUCUCAUUAAUGACUGACUGACAGGAACAAAGAACGAACAGUCGGUUUUCUGUAUCUGCAAGUUCCACAUCUGUGGAUUUAACCAACUGCAGUUUGAAAAUUAAAAAAAAAAAAAAGAAAGAAAAUUCCAGGAAGUACAACUUGAAUCUGCUGCAUGCCGAGCACUAUGCUAAAUUCACACCAGUGAAGAGAUGGCACCCCCAGCUGUAGAUUCCUGCCACUUCAGAGUGCCUCAGUCCUUGUCCAGCCCUUCCUGUUUGAGUCUGGCUCACCUUGCCUCUUGAUCACUUACUAUGGAGUUAGGUAUAGUGGUUGGUUUUGUUACUGAACUUGUGCAGACUUUUUCCUUUGUCAUUAUUCCCUAAACAAUGUGAUAUAACAACUAUGUAUAUUGUAUUAUGUAUAAGUAAUCUGGGGGUGAUUCAAAGUGUAUGGGAGGAUGUGUGCAGGUUAUAUGCAAAUACUAGGCCAUUUUAUGUAAGAGAGUUGAGCAUCCAUGGACUUUGGUAUCUUCUGAGGGUCCUGGACCCAAUCCCCCACUGAUAAUGCAAAGACAACUGUAUACCAUAGGGUCUAAUUUCCCUUCAUUCAGACAUGGACCCAAAAGAAAUAGCAAAUUGUGAGCACAAAUAGCCAUAUAGUAUACACAGAGAAGUUAAAUAAGUCUUCAAAAGUAUGUGCCAUUUUGUAUCUGAACUCUUUUCUCUCCCUCUCAUCAAAGGAUGAUUGGAUAGCCUACAAGAUCUCUUUCAGCUCCCACAUUGCAUGACCCCUGAUAUGGCAUUGGGUGAGACCACCCCAAUUCCCAUCUCUGAACUAAGAGCUAAAGCAAAAAUUAGUACUGACUGCCUUAGGUCUGAGAGAGGAGUCACUGGUUUCUAAGAUCCUUGGGAAAGGGUCAACAUCAGCAUUAUUUUUGAGAAGUUUCUGUUCCGUGGGAGGAGGACUAGCUCUGACUUGGUCACAUACAUUGUGGUUUCCUUACAAUGCCUAAAGGAAGGAUGUGGUUCAACUUAAGUACAAGUCCUCAGUGAUGUCUGUCUCUAAAUGAGCUCAGAAUAGAUCAUCUACGUCAUGACCUCCCAAAAGUUAUCCUAGGAUAGGUCCAUUGUUCGUGGACCACAGAUGCCCCAGAGUGCCUGCUUUUCUCUCCACCUGCCCCACAAGCAUGCUGCCUCUCUCCCCUCAUGAGGUGGAUAUUUUCUGAUUAGACCAAUCACUGUAGAUUUCCCUAAUCUCUUGGAAAGAAAAGUUGAAUUUUUCAUUCAAAUUUUAACUUCUGGCAGUCUACAAUGCUUUCUUGGCACUGGCUAAAGCUUACCCCGCCUCCUUGCAUCAUCCAAUCAAUGGCAUAGGCUGUGUGUCCGCUUUUGGUGGACUGACUGGAGAACUUGGCUGGAAGGCCUGAGACUGGGAGCUUGAGUACUAGCUACUAUGGCAGCAGCCGCAGCCGGUGGAGCAGCAGCGGGGGCAAAGUUGGGCCUGCGUGAGAUUCGCAUCCACUUAUGCGAGUGCUCGCCCUGCAGCCAGGGCAUCAGGGACUUAAUCGAGAAACGUUUUGUGGAACUGAAGAAGGCCAAUCCGGAUCUGCCCAUUCUAAUCCGGGAAUGCUCUGAUGUUCAGCCCAAGCUCUGGGCCCGCUACCCAUUUUUGCAAGACAAGAAUGUCUCUUUGAACACCUUCAAUGCUCAUCAGGUAACCAGAACCCUGGAGAAUGUGCUAAGUGGCAAAGCUUGAAGUCUCCACAGAAGUGUAUGAGCAAGAGCCCCAGAGUCUGAGCUCUGUUGGACUGAAUACAAUAUGGAAAAAUGUGUUCCCCUGUUGCUUAUAAAGCUUGUGCUGUAAAA